Molecule: messenger RNA, 1104 nt
Organism: Gracilinanus agilis (Agile Gracile Mouse Opossum)
Lineage: Eukaryota; Metazoa; Chordata; Mammalia; Didelphimorphia; Didelphidae
Product: NADH-cytochrome b5 reductase 3
Exons: 9
Coding region: 80-985 (301 amino acids)
Cellular component (GO): mitochondrion
Molecular function (GO): FAD binding; oxidoreductase activity
Source: RefSeq, a predicted model, not a curated record
GCGGGGCCUGGAGGGGCCGGCAGCUCGGGCGGCAGUGCGCGGCCGGGAGCGGAGCGGAGGGGAACGGAACGGCGACACCAUGGGGAGCCAGCUGAGCACGUUGGGCAGCUUUGUGCUCUCCCCGGUCUGGUUCAUUUACAGCCUUUUCAUGAAGCUUUUUGGGAAGCCGGCUCUCCCCAUCACCCUCGAGAACCCCGAGGUGAAAUACCCAUUGAGGCUGAUCGACAAAGAGAAUAUCAGCCAUGACACACGGAGGUUCCGAUUUGCUCUCCCAUCUCCCCACCACGUGCUUGGCCUCCCCAUUGGUCAGCACAUUUACCUCUCCGCCCGGAUCGAUGGGAACCUGGUCAUCCGGCCCUACACUCCGGUCUCCAGCGACGAUGACAAAGGCUUCGUGGAUCUGGUCAUUAAGAUUUACUUCAAAGACACUCACCCCAAGUUUCCUGCUGGCGGGAAGAUGUCUCAGUACCUGGAGAGUCUGAAAAUUGAUGAUACCAUUGACUUCAGAGGCCCCAGUGGACUGCUGGUCUACCAUGGCAAAGGGAAGUUUGCCAUCCGUCCAGACAAGAAGUCAGAGCCUGCUAUCAAGACAGUAAAGUCGGUGGGCAUGAUCGCAGGAGGGACAGGCAUCACCCCGAUGCUGCAGAUAAUCCGAGCCAUCAUGAAGGACCCUGAGGACCACACUGUCUGCCACCUACUCUUUGCCAAUCAGACAGAGAAGGACAUCCUGCUUCGGUCGGAGCUGGAGGAGCUGAGGACCCAGCACUCGGCCAGGUUCAAGCUCUGGUUCACUGUGGACAAAGCCCCGGAAGACUGGGACUACAGCCAAGGGUUUGUGAACGAGGACAUGAUCAGGGAGCACAUGCCUCCCCCGGAAGCCGAACCCCUGAUCCUCAUGUGUGGGCCCCCUCCCAUGAUCCAGUACGCCUGCAUCCCCAACCUGGACAAAGUGGGGUACCCCAAGGACCUGCGCUUCUCCUUUUAGGGGGGACGGUGACCUGGGGAGGCUGGCAGGGCAGGGGGCUGGUUGGCGGGAACAAGGACACACACCCACACCCACACUCACACCCCUGAACAAGGUGACACACACACACACACACACAC